AUUGUUUGUCAGCAGUUGCCACCGAGACAACAAACAGAACAACCUCGGCAAAAUCUAAAGCGUAGAGCUAAGCGAAUAAUCUAGCAAGAGUUUCAUCCAGAUAUGGAGGACUCUUCUUUCUUUCAAUACUCAACUACUCCAGAAUUCUCCCCUGAAUCAUCGUUUGGCUCACCAGAGCCUUUUUCUAGUUGCUGGGAUAAGCUUCUUCUCGACCACAAUUCUCUUCCUUUGAACUUCAAUGACUCUGAAGAAAUGCUUUGGAUGGAUUUGUUGGCUGAUGGACCUAAAGAGUCCUCAGAGUCCAACUCCACUGAUGGUGUAAAGGAGGAGGAGGUUACUUCAGAUGCUAAACAUGAAGAGCCCGAUAAGGAAAAAAAUUACAGAGGAGUCAGGAAGAGGCCAUGGGGAAAAUAUGCAGCUGAGAUUAGAGAUUCAACAAGAAAUGGUGUCAGGGUCUGGCUAGGAACAUUUGACAGCGCUGAAGCAGCUGCUUUAGCUUACGAUCAAGCAGCAUUUUCAAUGAGAGGGUCAUUGGCUACCCUCAAUUUCCCAAUAGAAGUUGUCAGGGAAUCGCUUCAGGACAUCGAGUAUCGAUCUGAGGAGGGUUGCUCCCCUGUUGUGGCUCUGAAGAAUAGGCACUCGUUAAGGAAAAGGUCAAAGAAAAAGAAAAGCAAACAAAACCAGACAACAAGGCAACAACAAAACUUGGUGGUGCUGGAGGAUUUAGGAGCUGAUUACUUGGAACAACUUCUAAGUUCAUGUGAAACUUCUGCUCCUUGUUAAAAAUUCUUGCCAAGAGGUCGUGGUUUUUUUUUCCUCCAAUUUUUUUGUUCCAUUUCCUAUUUUUGUUCUUUUCUCGGUUUCAUUGAAUCUUGGAGUUGUCCGACAUUUUCUCGGUGGGGUUUGAUUUGAGGGCUGUUAAAUCUUGUUCCAUGGUUCAUCUUACUGAUUUUGUUUUUUAGUUUUUUCUUUUCUUGUAAAGUUUAAACUAGAGCAUGAUGCAAAUGUAAAAAAAAAAAAUGUCACUUUUGUGGUUUCUGUCUCAAUUAUUGCGUUCUAAGCUAUAUAUCUUUGGGGAUUGUGGACAAGGUUUUACAAAAACCCAAAACAAUUUUGGGGAUUUAGAUAAAACAAGAUCAUUUUGAUGGGAUAAAAUAAUCUAAAACAAUAUUCAAACUGAAUAUGUUAUGCAACAAAAAAAAUCAAGUUAUACCUCUUUUGUAUGA
This is a messenger RNA of Durio zibethinus, 1226 nucleotides long. NCBI's taxonomy places the organism in Eukaryota, Viridiplantae, Streptophyta, Magnoliopsida, Malvales, Malvaceae. The record is from RefSeq and is a predicted model, not a curated record.